GCCGCCUCCCGGGACUGCCGGCGGAGCGCAGCUGGGCUUCCCAAGGCCGCGAGCGGCGGUGCUGCAAGGGGCAAGAUGAACGUGGUGCUGGCGGUGAAGCAGUACAUCGCCAAGACGAUCGAGGAGAGCGGCCCGGGCAUGAAGGUGCUGCUGAUGGACAAGGAGACGACCAGUAUCGUGAGCAUGGUGUACACGCAGUCGGAGAUCUUACAGAAGGAGGUCUAUCUCUUUGAGCGCAUUGAUUCUGCCAACCGGGAGAAUAUGAAGCACUUGAAAGCCAUCUGCUUCCUGCGGCCUACUAAGGAAAACGUAGAGCACCUUAUUCAAGAGCUGCGCAGGCCGAAAUACAGCAUCUAUUUCAUUUAUUUCAGCAACGUGAUCAGCAAGAGUGACAUCAAGUCACUGGCAGAGGCUGACGAGCAGGAAGUGGUAGCCGAAGUCCAGGAAUUCUACGGAGAUUUCAUUGCUGUGAAUCCACACGUGUUUUCUCUCAACAUCUUGGGCUGCUGCCAGGGUCACAGCUGGGACCCAGCCCAGUUGUCCAGGGCAACCCAAGGCCUGACCGCCUUGCUGUUGUCUUUGAAGAAGUGCCCCAUGAUUCGUUACCAGCUCUCUUCAGACUCGGCCAAGAGGCUCGGGGAAUGUGUCAAGCAAGUGAUCACCAAAGAGUAUGAACUCUUUGACUUCCGACGUACGGAAGUCCCUCCCUUGCUGCUGCUCCUGGACCGGUCGGAUGAUGCCAUCACGCCACUUCUGAACCAGUGGACAUACCAGGCCAUGGUCCAUGAGCUGCUAGGAAUUAACAACAAUAGGAUUGACCUCUCACGGGUUCCAGGCAUAAGCAAGGAUCUUCGAGAAGUGGUUUUGUCUGCCGAAAAUGAUGAGUUUUACGCCAAUAAUAUGUACCUGAACUUUGCAGAAAUUGGCAGCAAUAUCAAGAACCUUAUGGAAGACUUCCAGCGGAGGAAACCCAAGGAACAGCAGAAGCUAGAAUCUAUAGCAGACAUGAAGGCCUUUGUGGAGAACUACCCCCAGUUCAAGAAAAUGUCCGGCACGGUCUCCAAACAUGUCACUGUGGUGGGGGAGCUUUCCAGGCUGGUCAGCGAGAGGAACCUGCUGGAAGUGUCCGAGGUGGAGCAGGAGCUGGCUUGCCAGAACGACCACUCCAGCGCCCUGCAGAACGUGCGACGGCUCCUGCAGAACCCCAAAGUGACCGAGCUGGACGCGGUGAGGCUGGUGAUGCUCUACGCCUUGCACUAUGAGAGGCACAGCAGCAACAGCCUCCCCAUCCUCAUGGCAGAUCUGAAGAACAGAGGGGUUUCCGAGAGACACCGCAAGCUGGUGUCUGCUGUUAUAGAGUAUGGAGGGAAGCGCGUUCGAGGGAGUGACCUCUUCAGUCCCAAGGAUGCCGUGGCUAUCACCAAACAGUUCCUCAAAGGGCUGAAGGGAGUUGAAAAUGUGUACACCCAACACCAGCCGUUAUUGCACGAGACCCUAGAUCAGCUCAUCAAGGGAAAACUGAAGGAUAACCUGUACCCCUACCUUGGUCCCAGCACACUUCGUGACAGGCCACAAGAUAUCAUCGUGUUUAUUAUUGGAGGGGCAACCUAUGAAGAAGCCCUGACGGUUUAUAACCUGAACCGCACCACUCCCGGAGUCCGGAUUGUGCUGGGCGGUACCAUUAUCCACAACACAAAAAGCUUCCUGGAAGAGGUUUCGGCGGCUGGUUUCCGUGGACGGGGCACAGAGAGCUCUCAAGCGGCAGUCAGGGCGGCCAGCAGGCGAUGAGUGGAUGACCUUCUCCAUCAUUCCCUCUGCCCGUCUCAGGACAAUAAGCAUCUCUCGUGUGUCCAAGCCGCGCCACUGUCCUGCCCUGGGCUGGUUUGCCUCCCUGGCUACGAGGCCUCUGCCUGGCCCUUGAAAACUCCAGGGAUGUCUGAAGUCUGCGUCCAGCUAGGCCAACCAAGCAGGGCUUGCCCGUGGACUCAGCGUGUCAUGUUUGUUGUUUUUUUCAUCAUGAUAUUCUGGAAGGGAACAAGGCGUGGGAAUGAAUGGCCAGAGAUGGCCAGAGAGGAGAACUGCCCAGAUGCGCCUUCUGACCUGGUCCAUUGAUCGAUCCCACUUCUUUGCUCUAUUUCCGUUCAGGUAUUGAGCUAGCUGCUUCACCUGGAGAGGCCCAAAGCUCUCUGCCCCUGUGUCAUGUGAUGUCUUAUCCCUCGAAAAGAAAUUGUAAGAGCCCCAAUAAAAGGAAGUCCUGAUUUU
Molecule: messenger RNA, 2262 nt
Organism: Eublepharis macularius
Lineage: Eukaryota; Metazoa; Chordata; Lepidosauria; Squamata; Eublepharidae
Gene: VPS45
Product: vacuolar protein sorting 45 homolog
Exons: 15
Coding region: 76-1788 (570 amino acids)
Biological process (GO): vesicle-mediated transport; intracellular protein transport
Cellular component (GO): Golgi membrane
Source: RefSeq, a predicted model, not a curated record